Phascolarctos cinereus (koala) is the source of this 5519-nucleotide messenger RNA. RefSeq names its product secretory carrier membrane protein 5 (gene SCAMP5). Lineage: Eukaryota; Metazoa; Chordata; Mammalia; Diprotodontia; Phascolarctidae. Gene Ontology annotation, biological process: protein transport. Gene Ontology annotation, cellular component: trans-Golgi network membrane; recycling endosome membrane. The record is from RefSeq and is a predicted model, not a curated record.
CAGCAGAAGCGCUGCUGCGGGAGCGGGAGCGGGAGCGCGAGGAGGAGCCGGCUCGCGAGCGCGCGCGCGCUUGCCCCCUCCCAGCCCCGAAGCCUAGAGCGGAGGGGCUGCACCAUUCGGAGUGCAUCGUCCGUGCCUUGCCUUGCAUUGCAUUGCAUUGCGUGGUUGCUCGCAGAUUUUUCUCCCUCCCCCUUUCCCCCCACCCCUAUCCCCGCUUCUUUGGCAGUGGAGCAGCCCUCGGGAGGCUCAGGACAGAGAAAACGUGGAUAGGUGCUUGGCUGCACCUGGGUGUCAAGGGCUGGUGUCACAAUGGCAGAGAAAGUGAACAAUUUCCCUCCCCUGCCCAAGUUCAUCCCACUGAAGCCAUGUUUCUAUCAGGACUUCGAGGCGGAGAUUCCCCCUCAACACCUCAACAUGACGAAACGCCUCUAUUAUCUCUGGAUGUUAAACAGCAUCACAUUGGCCAUGAACCUGGUGGGCUGCUUGGCGUGGCUGAUUGGAGGCGGUGGAGCCGUUAACUUUGGACUGGCCUUUCUCUGGUUCAUUCUCUUUACCCCCUGCUCCUAUGUCUGCUGGUUUCGGCCUAUUUACAAAGCCUUCAAAUCAGACAGCUCUUUUAACUUCAUGGCCUUCUUCUUCACCUUCUUGGCUCAACUGGUCGUCAGCAUCAUCCAGUCUGUGGGGAUUCCUGGCUGGGGAGUCUGUGGCUGGAUCGCAACCAUCACUUUCUUUGGGACCAAUGUGGGAGCUGCAGUGGUGAUGCUUAUCCCCACCAUCAUGUUCUCCCUCAUGGCUGUCUUUUCCUUCAUCGCCCUCAGCAUGGUUCAUAAAUUCUACCGGGGCAGUGGUGGGAGUAUAAGUAAAGCCCAAGAAGAGUGGACUACUGGGGCUUGGAAGAACCCACAUGUUCAGCAGGCAGCCCAGAAUGCUGCCAUGGGGGCUGCCCAGGGAGCUGUGAGCCAACAUCAGAAUCCAUACUCUGCCACCCCCAAUUACACUUAUUCUAAUGAGAUGUGAACAGGAGACUGGGAGGGCAGGGAAGGGGGAAAGUAGGAAGGCAGGGAGAGGAGAGGAGCGGAUCUAAAGCUGCCUUGAGGCCAUCUUGGUGAUUAAGUUGGGGUUGUACUUUCCUAUCUUUUCCUUUCUUUCCCUACCUUCCUACUUUGUAAAAAGGAAAAGAAUUACAUAUAUAUGUAUAUUUCCCCUCUCACUGUCCCAACCCCAUUUUCCCUUUGUGGUAUCUGCAGAAGCCGUGGGUCCAUGUGGCAGAUGGUGCUAUGUGGUAGUACCUGUGUGUCUGUGUUUCAUCGUGAUCUAGUGUAGAGUGGAGACACCCAUUGUCGUGGGCUAAGUAUGUUUUAGAAUCAAGCCAGUCCCCAGAGCCACGGCAUUCUGGUUCCCUCCCCUCCCCUUACCCCGCCUGGACCUCAUCUCCAACUUGAUAUGACAGCUAAAGACAUCCUCUCUGCCUGACUUUGGAGCUGGACAGGGCUGCCCGUUACAGACCAGCUCAGGAUAUUGUUCCCAAUGGACUCUUGCCCACCCUGCUCUCUUUCUCUUGAAGCUGUUAAUUGGGGGUGUGGGUAGGGGAGGAGGUAUGGACUUCUGAGAUGUCUCCUCUUUACCACCUCUUAGCUCUUCCUCACUGCCAUGGUGUCACGAGCUAGGGAUGGUUUCUUCAGUGUGUUAGAAAAUGACAGUAUUAGUGUAUGAUUGAUACACUACAGGGCUGAGUUAACUAUCCCACCUGCUCUCCUUUUUCUUUGACUUAGCCUCUCUUCUUCUCUCUAAUUUUCUAUUUUAUUGCUUCUCAUCUCUUGCACUCAGUCCAUUUCCUUCUCCCCUGUGCCCAAUGUGUAUUUUUCCCUUGGCCUUCCUGAAACCUAGUGUUUCACAGAUUGAGUCUGAGCCAUAGGAAAUGACCUAAGUCAGAUGGUUUAUUCCCUGCCUUUAUCCAGGGCUGAGAUGAGUGACAUCUCCAUCCCUUUGCUGGUCUCCUGCCUGGUCCUUCCAAGCUUAGGGGAGCUGAGAUGCCCCCAGUCCCACACAGUGCUCUGCUGGCCAGGUGUGGGUAUGGAUGGUGGGGUGCCCCAUAGCCGGAAAAUGGAUCUUUGGAACUCCUUAAUAGCUUUGUGUCAUGACAGUGUUUGUUCCUGGAAUGAGGGAGGAGUAGCAAGUAGGGGUAACUUGAAUAGUGUGUGCAUGCAGAAUAUAGAAAAGUGUUCAUGACUUUGAGAUCUCAGCCUGCAAAGACAGAGGAAAGAGGCCAGACUUAGACAGGGAACAGUUUUUCAAGCCUCCAUCAGAACAAAGCAGUGGCUUUCCCUGUCCCAGGUUGUUUCCUCUGACUCUCUUCCCCUUCUUUUUGGCCCUCUUUCUUCUCCUCCUCUUCACAGCUUAACCUGCCCACCCUCACCAGUGACGCUCUGAGACUUGAGACUUUUUAUCAGGUUACCCUCUAGCCUGUUGAAAUCCUGUCCAUGCCAAAGGCUCCCUUAUCUCUACUUACCUAUGGCUGCUCAACCCUUCCUGUUCCUCCUUGAUGCCCAGUGGUAUUUGCAUGUUACAAGGGGAAAAAACUAGCUUCCUUUAAAGGGCAGACAUUCAAUCACUUCUUGACAGUUGAUAACAAUCAUCAUCUGGGACUAACAGGUAAAAGUGCAGCUUGAGUUGAGAAUGCUGUGGUAUACACUCAUAUAUCUGGAAUGAUCAGGGGUCCCUGCCCAGGGAGGCUAAACAGGUUAUAGGCAUCUAGCAAUCUGGGGACGUGAAGGAGACAUGAUCUGUUCUGACCUUUGAAACACCAUGGUAGCUGCAUGGCAUGAUGGCUCCAGUCUGCAGGCGCAGGAGGAAUUGAUAGGGUUUUGCCCUUGGCCCUUGAAUGUCUGCCCUGCAAUGGGAAUUAAGGUCUCUGGUCCUCAGGUGUCCUCAGCCCUUGACCCCAAAUGGAAGUGAGCCAAACUGGGUUGCUUGGUUCAUCAGAAAAUUUCUAAUCAUGCUUGCUUGGACUUUAUUCAUGUGCUCUGUGUGGCCAGAGACCUCCUUUGGGUACUCCCACUCACACACCCACUCCCCAGACACAGUCCCAGUCAAUCUGAUGGACAGAGAUGAUACCAGUGUAGAGAAGCUCCGAUCUAAUGGGAAUACACAAUUUCACAAUUUCUAACCUCAAGCACUCCCCUCUCCAAGUCUGAUGGGGAAGAAAUAAGCUGUUUUCAACAUGGAACCCCUCGUCUGCUGGGAUCUCUACUUUUGGAGAGUUCUUAGUCUGAUGAGAGGGACAGGACUCAGAAUAUUGACUAUGGACUUAGCCAGACAAAUCUGUAAAGACACAUGUGACCAGCCUCAGAUGGAAGCACUGUGAACAGAAAAGAAUUUCCAACAGGAGAGCUGUCUCGACUUCAGGGCCUUCAAAAUCAAGGAAACGUUGGCCACUGUAAAUCUUACCAGCUGAUGCCAAGAGUCCCUGCGGCUGAGGCCCAUUCUAAGCCUCACUGUCUUUGGGGUCAUCUUAAUAUCAAUCAUGACUUGGAGAGAAUUGUAUGGGGCUAACAAAACUUCAUCCCCCAUGACACACAGAGGCUUCUUCCCACUUCUACGCCAGCGUUGAUGUUUGGCUCCUUGCUCAGCACAAAGGCCAAAAUUUGGUCUUCUGUGUUUGAAAGAAGUGAAGGUUGCUGUCUAUGGACCAUUCCCAUUAGGGUCAGGCAGCAAUAGUUCUCCACCCACUCUCCCAUCCUUGAUGUCUCCAGUUGCUUUAUACACUGGCUUCUGUAUUAUGACCGUCAGUCUUUGUGAAGGGCACAGGAAAAAAACCCAAACCCAUUCUGAAUUUCAAUCCUGUAUAUGAUAUUGAAAGGGAAUACUUCAUCCAGCGGCGACAUCAGCAUUCGUACCAGCGUGCUCAAUAUGAUGCUUCUUGUGGCUGAUCCCCUCUUCUGCUGCUUGUUGAUCAAUAGAGACCAGAUAGAGGCUUUGGGCAGACCAGCCAUCUGCCGUCCUGGGGCCUCAUGCAACCCUGGUUGGUAAUCUCUCAGAUACUCUGGGUCCUUUGUUUAUCCUCCAUGUGGCUGACUAUGUGAUCGCUUGACAUCUGAGUGCCCUUUACAGUAGUGAAUCUCUCUUUGCUACUGUCAGAUUUAUCAGGCCUCUGGGGCUCUGGGCCCUUGCCUUGCCAUGGAUUAACACAGGCAACUUCAAGAACCUUUUGGAGGCCCUUUUGGGUUCCCUGCACUUAGGGAGCCAGUGAUCCCUUGUAAGAACUGAAAACUGCAUGGGAAGACUUUGUUUAAACUGGUUCUCAAGUUUGGUUCUGUAGAUAUCUAAUUCCACUUUCCUGUUAAUUGCUUCUUUCCAUAGGACAAUAAGAUACUAGCUUCGGAACCUAAGGUGACUGGGUUGGAGAGUCACAUAGUCCUAGAAUGUUAGAACUGAAAGGGGACUUAGAGACCAUCUAGUCCAACUCGUUGCAUUUUAGAGAUGGGGAAACUGAGGCCAAGAGAGAGGAAAUAUUCGCUCAAGGUCACGUAGUUAGCGAGUGGAAAAAUCAGGACUCAACCCCAGCAUUUCUGGGCUCUCAGUCUCAUGCUUGCUUCUCCGGACUAUGUUUUCUCUUCCACAUGAGACCAGACAAAUGCUGCUCCCUCCUCUGCCCCAUAGUGGAAAGGGAUGAUAGGGUCAACAGGUAAGUUGUCCUUCACUUCUUCUCCUGUGUCCCCAGCCCCAGAUUCCUGGUGCUGUCGGUCCUUUUUAGAAAACUUGUGACUUGCUUUCUGUCUGAUAACCCCAGAAGAUCCCUACAAUGCAGCGUGAGGUCAUUUUCUCUCAAGCCUGCUUCCUAUGAGGAUCAUAAUUUCACUGGGACUUUUACCUAGUAUUCUGUCUGCCGUGUUCACUUUGCAUUUCUUCCCAGAGUCCUUUCUGCUCAGACCUGCUGGAGACCACAGGCCAAGCGGUGAUUUUAGGCUAACAAAUGGGUAGGUUAUGUAGUCUUUGGCCAGAAGCCCAGUCCAUUGGGUGCUGCCCUAGUCUGCCCUCCCAGGAAGUGGGGUCUCUGGUUCUGGGGAUCUAUGCACUUCUCUGCCCCACCCCAGAGAAGGGCUGGGAGGGCUUGCAUUCUCUCUCUCCUUCGUAGCUUCUCUGAGAGGCAGGCGGUUCCUCUCUUCCUACAUUCUGAACUAAUCUAAGUAAGAGGUAGGUACUUAUUGUCCGGCUCGGGCAAAGGGAGAGGAACCUGGAGAAGAUGCCAAUGUAGGCCUAGAGCAGGGGUCGGGGUGGGAUUGAGGGGAAGGGGAAGGAGUGUUCUCUGGUCCCUUGUCAGCGCCUGGCCCUCUGGAGAAUAACUGAAUUUUCUUUUUGUUCUGACACCCUCCAUUGGACAGAAGGUAUUUUUAUGUUACUCACUGGGGGGUGGUCACAUUCCCUGUGCCAAUCCCCACUUUGAGCCAUUCUGUGUUUGUCCCUGGUAACUGAAUGUCGACUCUGUAGACUUAUUAACAAUAAACAAGAAUCAUCUGGCA